Molecule: messenger RNA, 926 nt
Organism: Arachis ipaensis
Lineage: Eukaryota; Viridiplantae; Streptophyta; Magnoliopsida; Fabales; Fabaceae
Source: RefSeq, a predicted model, not a curated record
GAAUAAUUAUUUUUUGCAGGGUAUGAUACUAAUGCAAAUACUAUGACGAAAGGUGUUGGAAACUACAGUGGCAGUGAUGAACUUAGUCUAUCCACAAUGAACAGAUUCAAUAACCAAAUUAGCUUCUCAUCAUCAAGAAGCCCUUCUUCUUCAGCAACGGCAACUAAUAAUAAUAACCGUAAUGGUGGAUUAUUCUUCCCUAAUUAUGGUUCUUGGAAUGAGACAUCAUACAAGAGGGACGACCAAAAUAGGAUUCAUAAGUUAAUUUUUUAUGCUAAUCAGAAUGAAGAGUUUGGGAAUAAUAAAGUUGUUCAUACACUAUCGCAUCAACUAAGUUUUCCAAAAGCGGAAUCGGAGAUGUUUGCAAUGGAGAAUAUGAUUCACUUCCCAUUAUCAGAUUCUGUUCCAUGUAAAAUUAGAGCCAAAAGAGGAUGUGCUACUCAUCCCAGAAGCAUUGCCGAAAGGGUGAGAAGAACUCGGAUCAGUGAACGAAUGAAAUUAUUAGAAGAGCUUGUUCCGAACAUGGACAAGCAAGCCAGCACAGCAGACAUGUUGGACAUGGCUGUAGGAUACAUAAAAGAUCUUCAGAAACAAUUUAAGAAUCUAAGUGACAAACGGGCUAAAUGCAAGUGUAUAAGGAUGCAGAAAUCAGAUUCUUCAAAAAAAUUUUGACCUUCUUCCGGCGCUGAAAAGUGAUAACUAGUUAUCUAGAAAGUAAAGCUAAUAUAUCAGAUACAGUUGUAUGUUGUAUGUCUAUUAUUGCUUGGAUAUAUCACUGCCAUUGAAUCAAAUAUUUCAUUUUCUAAUUCUGUAUAGAAGAUUUUCUUAUAAUAUAUAUUGUAUUCAUUUUGAUGUUAUGUUAUUUAAUUUGGACUUGUUAUAACGAGGAUGAAACUAUAUAGAAGACUACUAGCUACUUACUACUA